Molecule: messenger RNA, 849 nt
Organism: Neoarthrinium moseri
Lineage: Eukaryota; Fungi; Ascomycota; Sordariomycetes; Amphisphaeriales; Apiosporaceae
Exons: 2
Coding region: 1-849 (282 amino acids)
Biological process (GO): vesicle budding from membrane; late endosome to vacuole transport via multivesicular body sorting pathway
Cellular component (GO): multivesicular body
Source: RefSeq, a predicted model, not a curated record
AUGCAGGUAGCGAAGGACGUGCCCCGCAACGUCAUUGCGCCCAGACAGCCACCCCAUCCCACCUGGUCCCUGGGUCGCCGCCUGACCGACCUCAACCUACAGGCUUCCAUUCGUAUCACACCGCACCAGCGGCGCCGACCGUCCACUGAACACCCAACUGCUCCUCCCCGUUUCCCCAUCCUCCCCGUUUGCGACCGCCCCGCCACGCUGCCCACCAUGAACCGGCUCUUCGGCAGCGGCAACAAGGCGCCGAAGCCGACGCUCAACAGCGCCAUCGGCAACAUCGACGGCGGGAUCGCGAAGCUGGACGUCCAGAUCGCCAAGAUCAACACGGAGCUGCGGGAGCUGACGGCGCGCAUGAACCGGAUGCCGGCGAGCUCCAAGACGUACGCCAAGAAGCGGGCGCGCGACCUGCUGACGCAGCGGCGCAAGUACGAGGCCCAGCGCGAGCAGCAGCAGCAGCAGGUCUGGAACAUGGAGCAGGCGGCCAUGAUGCAGGACAACCUCAAGGGCGUCAUGGCCACCGUCGACGCCAUGAAGACGACGACCAAGGAGCUCAAGAAGCAGUACGGCAAGGUCGACAUCGACAAGAUCGAGAAGCUGCAGGACGAGAUGGCCGACCUCAUGGACGUCGGCAACGAGAUACAGGAGAGCCUGAGCCGCGCCUACGACGUCCCCGACGACGUCGACGAGGAGGAGCUGGACGCCGAGCUCGAGAUGCUCGGCGCCGAGAUGGAGAUGGAGGCCGCCCAGGACGCCGGCGGCGUGCCCGACUUCAUGAAGGACGAGGUGCCGGACUUCAUUGACGAACCCCCCGAGCAGGGCAAGGUACAGGAGGCGGCGAGGUGA